Messenger RNA from Paramuricea clavata, 1137 nucleotides. The record is from the annotation of a GenBank genome assembly. NCBI's taxonomy places the organism in Eukaryota, Metazoa, Cnidaria, Anthozoa, Malacalcyonacea, Plexauridae.
AUGGACAAACGUGUGGAGAAGGAAAUCGCGUACUGCAUGCCAUGUCAGAUCACAGUGAAAACACCACAACAGGAACCACUAAAACCUACAGUGCUACCUGGUGAGCCAUGGCAACAGAUCUCCAUGGACCCCUUCCAACAGGUGAAUAUCUUCUGGUCGUCCAAUGUCUAUACUCGAGAUAUCCAGCGGUAGAAAUAGUUCGAUCCACCUCAGCGGAUACCUGCAUACCUGUUCUUGACAAGGUACUAUCUCAGUUUGGAAUACCUACACAAAUAACAAGUGACAAUGGGCCACCAUAUAACAGUGAAAAGUUUAGGCAAUAUGCCAAGUACAUGGGUUUUGAACACAAAAAGAAAAUACCAUAUGCCCCGUGGGCAAAUGGCACCACGGAGAACUUCAUGAAAAACCUAGGAAAACUUAUCGAAACAGCGCAAGAGGAAAAAUUAAACUGGCGCCAAGAACUCCACAAAUUUCUGCGUGCAUAUCGAGCCACUCCACAUCCAAUGACAAAGAAAUCGCCAGCUUCUCUCCUGUUUAAUGGGAGAAAAUACAAAACAAGACUACCGACACCCACCAGCAAAACCAUACUGGUUUACGACAAGGAAGUCAGGAAGAACGACCAGAUCAGCAAAAGAAAUAUGAAACUGCGAGCAGACAGCAAGAAGCAUGUCAAAACAAGCGAGAUCAAGGUCGGAGACAAAGUGCUAUGUCAACAAAAACGAGGGAGGAAACACCCCCCCCGCCUACAGCAAUGAAAUAAUGCGAGUCAUGAAACGAAAAGGCAGUCUGAUAGUAGCACGUGGGGAAACAAAGACGAUAACCAGACACGUCACCUUCUUUAAGAAAGUAACAGAGGACUUUGACGUAGAUACCUCUGACACCCCCUUGACAGAACUAGUACCACCCGGGAAUCAACGAAUAGUAGCAGACAUGAUUCACCCACCUGGGCAAGAACAACCAGGAAGAGAAAGACUCGGACUACAGAACCCGGAGGCCCUGGAGCCAAGAGAGAGAGUAUUAAGAGACGUGAAUCCAGAACCAGUACGCGAGGCCAGGCCGGUCAGAAACAGACGACCGCCAAUAAGAUUUAGGGAUGAAAACUAUGAAUAUAACUUAGAGGAAAAUUUAGAAGAGUAA